CGGUGCAGGGGGGGUCCAGGCGCGCACGGGGUUAUUAGACCCCAUGUCUGCCCUGCUCUUGGAGGAGGUGCUGGCUCCAGUGGCUGCUCCAAUGCGACCCUACAAUAACAAACCCCAGGAGACUGAGUCGCUGCUUGUCUCACCCCUUCCCCCCAGAAAUCACUCCUUUCCUGGACCAGCCCAGAGGCCCGGGGUUGCUCCUGGAUUGGCUGGUGGCCUCAGACCAUCCGAGGCUGGUGAUUCAUGUGAUUUCCAGCACGUGCUGUGCGGAUGAUUUUCUGUCUAUUACAGACCACUGCUGGAGUGGGACCUUUGCAUAGAGAAGUCGGCCCCCGUUUUGCUGCAGUGGCUCUCCCUGGUGAUCUGAGCGGGUCUUCCCGGUACACCAUGGCACGGCAUAGCAAGCUCCAGAAGCAAGUCUUAAGCUUGUACAGACAGUUCCUACGAGCCGGCAAAGAGAAGCCGGGGUUCUUACCUCGGAUACAGGCCGAGUUCCGGAAGAACGCCAGCAUCCCCCGGAUGGAUGUUAUGCACAUUGAGUAUCUCCUCCGCCGCGGCCAGAGGCAGCUGGAGCAGCUCAGAGACGUUAAUACCAAACAAAUGGGCACCUUUGUCAAAACUAAGCCGGAAGAGCGGUGACCCCUGCUGGCUGGCGCAGGCGGCUUUCUUGUACGGGGACAGUUAGCGUGUGAAUUCAGAGACGUGCCUUCCAGAGUCUCACAUCCUUGUUCACCCCUUUCGGUUUGCACGUGGGUCCGAUCACAGUGAAGGAAAACCAUCCAGUCGGUGCAAUUGUCCUACCUGGACUGGAGUUUGCUGGGAUAAAUGAAGCCUGGUUUAGGUGUCUUUACACCAGGGAGCCACUAGAGGGUGCAUUUGAGAAGCCGAGCUCUAUGAUUCUAAGCUUUUUAAUAAUUCAGGUGUGGAUGGGUGAUCUGGAGGCGACGUUCUUGUUUCCAAUACCUGGGACAUAAUCCGUUCCUACCCCUGUUGUCUCCUCUAGUCCAUCCUGUAGCUAAAGUCAAACAGGCAGAUUACCCAGAAAAAUAAAAGGGACAGUGGUGGGUUGAAA
Mauremys reevesii (Reeves's turtle) is the source of this 1072-nucleotide messenger RNA. RefSeq names its product succinate dehydrogenase complex assembly factor 1 (gene SDHAF1). Bases 271 to 639 code for a protein of 122 amino acids. Gene Ontology annotation, biological process: mitochondrial respiratory chain complex II assembly. The transcript is spliced from 3 exons. Lineage: Eukaryota; Metazoa; Chordata; Testudines; Geoemydidae. Gene Ontology annotation, cellular component: mitochondrion. The record is from RefSeq and is a predicted model, not a curated record.